Molecule: messenger RNA, 654 nt
Organism: Penicillium riverlandense
Lineage: Eukaryota; Fungi; Ascomycota; Eurotiomycetes; Eurotiales; Aspergillaceae
Product: phenylacetate 2-hydroxylase
Exons: 2
Coding region: 1-654 (217 amino acids)
Molecular function (GO): iron ion binding; heme binding; oxidoreductase activity, acting on paired donors, with incorporation or reduction of molecular oxygen
Source: RefSeq, a predicted model, not a curated record
AUGGUGUCCGCCGGUCUGGACACGGUUCCGGGGAACCUGAUCAUGGGCAUUGCCUAUCUGGCUUCGGAAGACGGCCAGCGGAUCCAAAAGAAGGCGUACGAUGAGAUCAUGUCGAUCUAUCCCGAUGGUGAUGCCUGGGAGAAGUGCCUGGUCGAAGAAAAGGUGCCCUACGUGACCGCGCUGGUCAAGGAGACCCUGCGAUUCUGGACUGUGAUACCCAUCUGUCUGCCCCGAGAGAGUACCAAGGACAUUGAGUGGAAUGGGGCUAAGAUCCCCGCGGGCACUACGUUCUUCAUGGUCGGUACUGACCACUUCAAGCAGGCGGACCGGUUCAUUCCCGAGCGCUACCUGGAGCUCGGCGAGGGCUCGGGCACGCCGCACUACGGCUACGGCGCGGGCUCGCGCAUGUGCGCCGGGUCACACUUGGCCAACCGGGAGCUGUAUACGGCGUUUAUUCGCCUGAUCACGGCGUUCCGGAUGCAUCCCGCUCGCGAUCCGGCCGACCGACCCAUCCUCGAUGCGAUUGACUGCAAUCUGAUCCCGACGGCACUGACGACGGAACCAAAGCCGUUCAAGGUGGGGUUCAUGCCGCGCGACCCGGAGAAACUGGAGAAAUGGAUCGCGGAGAGCGAUGAGCGGACGAAGGACCUGUGA